Molecule: messenger RNA, 2436 nt
Organism: Impatiens glandulifera
Lineage: Eukaryota; Viridiplantae; Streptophyta; Magnoliopsida; Ericales; Balsaminaceae
Product: sucrose nonfermenting 4-like protein
Exons: 14
Coding region: 560-2014 (484 amino acids)
Source: RefSeq, a predicted model, not a curated record
UUACUGAAAUUGUUUUCUCUCUCCCCUCUAAUUCGCCACUUAGCCGGAUUGCAGGUGUAGAAGGUCCAAAAAUGUCGACACUUUCGAAGAUUAAUUAUGAGAAUUUACGUUCUUUUCUAUAGUUUAAUAACCUUUUGUUUGUUCUUGAAUUCGAGUCAAUUAUACAUUUGAUUUCGAUUUGAGAAUUUGGGAGUCAGAUUUGUUUGAGAACAUUCGAAUCAGAUAGACUGACAUGCAGAGAAAAUCCAUUGCAAUCAUUUAAGAUUUACUAGAGAAAGUCCGCUUCAGUACCUUCUAUCCCGCUUUGUGAGUAAAACUUGAUUUAAGUUGCUGAAUCUGCAUGUGUAAAUCUUGAGGGGUUCUCUAUCAUUUCUUGGAGGAUCCCCAGAAUUGUAUAUUAUUGGGUAGUUUGUACCCUAUUUACUGUGGGGAUACAUACAUACCUGGAGGUGACGAUCAGUUUGGUCUUUGUUGGUAUUGCCAACAGUGAGAAUUAGUUGUUAGUUUGGGUAUUUUCUGCAUUUCACGGGCUUGAAAUUGAACCGUAGUUCUAGUGAAGAUGUUUGAUUCUACUUCUGAUGCUCCUAAUAAUAGUAAUGGGGCAACUGGACAAUUAUUAAUCCUCACAAGAUUUGUAUGGCCAUAUGGGGGCAGAAGGGUAUUCCUAACUGGUACUUUCACCAGGUGGGUGGACCAUAUAGCAAUGUCUCCGAUGGAGGGUUGCCCUUCUGUGUUUCAGGUCACACGGAGCUUAGCACCAGGACAUCAUCAGUACAAAUUUUUUGUGGAUGGAGAAUGGCGCCAUGAUGAACAGAAACCUUUUGUAAGCGGCAAUUAUGGGGUUGUUAACAUUAUCUUCUUAGGUAGGGAGCUUGAAUCAAGUCCUACAAUUUGUAGCCGAGAGACAACUAACAGAUCUUAUAUGGAAGUGGACAGUGAUCCAUUUGUUCAACUGAAUGCUGUCCCUAAGCUAUCAGAGCAUGACAUCGAGAUUUCUCGCCAUCGUAUAUCUGCAUUCCUAUCUACACAUACAGCAUAUGAGUUGCUUCCAGAAUCGGGCAAGGUCAUUGUUUUGGAUGUGAAUCUACCUGUGAAGCAAGCGUUCCAUAUCUUGUAUGAACAGGGCAUUUCCAUGGCCCCUCUAUGGGACGUUUUCAAGGGCCGGUUUGUGGGAGUUCUUAGUGCAUCUGACUUCAUUUUAAUUCUACAAGAGCUUGGACAUCAUGGAUCAAAUUUGACAGAGGAAGAACUUGAAACACAUACUAUAUCAGCCUGGAAAGAUGGUAAAGUAUAUCUUACCGGGCAAUGUGAUGGUAUCAGCAGACCAUCUCCAAGAGGCUUUGUACAUGCCGGGCCUUAUGAUUCCCUAAGAGAUAUUGCUUUGAAAAUUCUGCAAUAUAAUGUUGCCACUGUUCCCAUUAUCCACUCUUCUUCACCCGAUGGCUCAUGUCCACAGCUUCUACAUCUAGCUACUCUCUCUGGAAUUCUGAAAUGUAUUUGCAGGUACUUCAGACAUUCAUCUAGCUCUUUGCCAAUUCUUCAACAGCCAAUCUCUUCACUUCCCCUGUGUACAUGGGUCCCAAAAAUUGGAGAAUCUGGUGCACGGCCAUUUGCCAUGUUAAGACCGAAUGCCUCUCUUGGAGCUGCUUUAUCUUUAUUAGUUCAAGCUGAAGUAAGCUCAAUACCGAUAGUGGAUGAUAAUGACUCCUUACUGGAUAUUUACAGUAGAAGUGAUAUUACAGCUCUGGCAAAAGAUAGAGCAUAUGCUCAAAUUCGUCUGGAUGAAACGAGUAUUAAUCAGGCAUUGCAAUUAGGACAAGAUGCGAGUUCACCUUAUGGUUGUUUUGGAGGUGGUCAGAGAUGUCAUAUGUGUUUGAGAUCUGACCCUUUACACAAAGUGAUCGAACGGCUUGCAAAUCCUGGCGUGAGGAGACUUGUGGUUGUGGAAGCGGGAAGUAAGCGCGUUGAAGGCAUUGUCUCACUGAGUGAUGUAUUCCGGUUCUUGGUCGGUUAGAUGGAAUCAUUGGGUGAACCAACAUUUCCAAAAUACCUCGUUUGUUUUAACGCUUAGAAUUCUCUCCACUCCAACUGUGCCCAUCAGUUUUCUGGAUGAAGAAGAGAAUCUGAAUUCUAGUAUAGUAGGAAGGAAGGAAGGAAGAAGAUUUGUUAUCUAAUUUGCUGCUGCCCGAUGAAUGUGAUAGAAUACUGCGACUAUUGGUGAAUUGGCGACUGGCUGGCUGGCUGUUCUUCUAUGGAAGAAAUCGACGAUGUUGAUUCAAAAUGUUCUUUUCUUAACUGAAUUGACCUUCACCUUCAUUAAUAUUAUUAUUACUUUUUUUUAAUGUUUGAGAAUUCAACAGUUUAUAUAUAAUGGAUUUAAGCUUUUCAAAAAAAUGAUUGUCUUAAAUGUAUAAGAUAAAAUAGAUAUAGUUAUAU